AUGGCGUCAAAUCACCAAACCAUAAACUCCGCAGAAGACCCCUUCGACUCCCUCCUCCACCUCGAAACCCAGUUCUACACCGAAGGUUACAACCAAGGCGCCGCCGAUGGAGUCCUCGCCGGUCGCGCCGAGGGAAGACAGCUGGGUCUGGAAAAGGGCUACCAGAAAUUUCUCGAGGCGGGAAGGUUGUACGGAAGGGCGUUAGUCUGGGCCAAUCGACUGCCCAACCGUUCUUCUUCGCCACCGUCAAAACCACCUCCGGCGUCAUCAGAACCAGUUGUGCCAACAGAGACCGAGACAGAAAAGAAAGACCUCCCACCACUACCCAAGAACCCCAGGCUAGAGAAGCACAUCACCACACUGUAUGCCCUGGUUGAGACGGAAAGCUUGUCCAUGGAGAACACAGACGAGGCGGUGAAUGAUUUCGAUGAUAGGAUAAAGAGGGGGCAGGGGAAGGCGAAGAUUAUCGAGAGGAUGGUCGGGGAGAAAGCAAGCGGAGGGGAGGAGGCAGGGACAGCAAGUAAGGGGGUCACCGUUUGA
Molecule: messenger RNA, 540 nt
Organism: Podospora pseudocomata
Lineage: Eukaryota; Fungi; Ascomycota; Sordariomycetes; Sordariales; Podosporaceae
Exons: 1
Coding region: 1-540 (179 amino acids)
Source: RefSeq, a predicted model, not a curated record